CUUAAUAAUAAUAAUAAAUAUAGUAAAUAUUUAACCCAGCAAAAAUGGAUCCCAAUCGUUAUUAAUAAAAUUCACCAAAUCUUAAAGACUUCUAUAAUCAAGUGAAAAUUAAUCAAUCAAUCCAUAUAAAAUAUUAUUAAUAAUCAUAAAUAAGAGGUAUUUUCAAGCACCUUGAGAGAUAACCCUGAAAGUUCUCAAAAAUGGAUUACUAAGAUAUCUUGGGAGACACAUUAAAAGGCACCAAAAUGACCGAAUACGUGACGCCCAUGAUAAGCAACGUCCUGAAGAAGUACCAGACGAGUGCCACCAAAUCGCUCCAGGGACCAGGACAUGCUCUCAAUGCCGCCGGCGUUGUCCUCGGUGACAUAACCAGCAAUGGGAGAAGCGACAGUCCUGGCCUCCUCCUUGGCAAAUGCCAGGCCACAUCGCCGGUGGUGGCCGCCGCUCUGAUUAAGAAAGAGAUUCUAAGUUCCCCGGAGCCGCAGGAACUGCAUCAUCAUCAUGAUUGCUCCACCGGUAGCAGGGGGAGUCCGCCCCAGAUAUAUCCACCUGCGACACCGCCGCGGGAACUAUCGCAGCCCAUACUAUCGAUGGCGGAUUCGGGAUGCGGUGAACUGUACGAGACGCGGCUGGAGGGCAAGACCAUUGGCUGCUUCUCCGUGGGCGGCGAGAUGAGGCUGUGUCUGCCGCAGUUUCUCAACAAUGUCUUGAACGACUUUUCGCUGGAGCAGAUCAAUCGGAUCUUCGACGAACUGGGCAUCUACUGCUCCCAGUGCACACCGGAUCAGCUGGUGGAGUUCAAGGCCGCCAAGAUCCUGCCGUCGGAUGUGAAGGCGAGUGGAUUGAUCACCCGAACGGAUGCCGAGCGUCUGUGCGCCGCCCUGCUCCAUCGAUCCGAUCGGAACAGCUAUGUGCCCAUCGAGAGCCUGGCCAAGGGCGCUCUCAGCUUCCACGUCUAUCACAAGUGCUUCGGGAAGUGCGAGGGCAUCUGUACACCGGAUAUGUACUCGUACCAGAAGCCGACCUGCAUCAAGUGCCUGGAGUGCGACGGCUGGUUCUCGCCCCAGAAGUUCGUCGGCCAUGUCCAUCGCAAGUUCGAGAACCAGACCUGUCACUGGGGCUUCGACUCACGCAACUGGCACGACUACCUCCACGUGGCGCUCGAUGUGGAGAACCGCGAGAAGUACCAGAUCAUCCUGGAUCAGCUCAAGGAGGUGGAGCUCAAGGAGAUGCACAAGCAGAUGCACAAGCAGCAAGGGGAAAUGGAUCAUAAGAAACGAAAGCCGGAAAUGCUCUUGGAUGAUGGUCUUUUGGCCACUGGACAUGUUCUCGGCUUGGCUGGACAUCCGCAUGGACUGGUGGUUGGUGCCUUGGCACCGCCACCGCCGCCGCCAAUGAAACAACCGUUGCUGGACAAGAAGCGGGAGCAGCAGCUGAAAGGCUCCGCUGGUGGAGCUGGAGCCACGCCCACGCUGGAGUAUCACUACCAGAUCAUGUAUGCGCACUGUGUGCAGCAGCAGCAGCGGGAAAGGGAGCGGGAGCGGGAGAGGGAAAGAGAGCGGGAGCGGGAGCGGGAGCAUCUGCCACAUGCUCAUCCGCUGCCCCAUCAGCAUCGCGCUGUCCUGGUGGCAGCCGCACCACAUCCGCAUGUCCCGCACGUGCUCCAUCCGCCGCCGCCUGCGCUCAGCUCCUCGUCGGCCUUCCAGCCAUGGGGAGCGACCACCACCAAGGCCUUCCUGCAUGCCUAUAGCGCCACACUGUCCUCGCUGCCCUACGCCUGCCAGGAGCCGCCGGAGCUGCAGAAUCCGGAGCGUGUGGUCCGCAGCACGGACAAGCGGUACGCGGAGCGUACGUAUCAGCCCAAUGUGGCGCUGGCGCCGCGCAAGAGCAUACUGUCCAAGGAGCGGGAACGGGAAAGGGACAAGGACCGGGACCGGGACCGGGAGCGAUUGGAGCGAGAGGCGGCACUGAUGGAGCGUCAACGGUUGAGAGAGAAGGAAUCAAGGGACAGCCAUCAGGUGGUGCACAUCAAGCAGGAGAGAUCCCAGACACCGACACCCACGCCCACGCCCACAACGACGCCGGAGGAGGAGGAGGCACAGCUGGAGGUGGUAGAGCCACCGCACACCUCCUCCAGUGGCAGCAACUCACCCGAGACGGCUCCAGCUCCGGCGGCAGCAGCAGCUCCGCCAUCCUCUAACCUCCGUAACAUGCGCAGUCCCGAGGAGUUCUCGGCGGGCGGCAGCAACGAGAUUACCUCCUCCACAUCACCGCAUCACCAGCAGCAGCAGCAGCAGCAGCAGGUGCAUCCGGCAGGAGCUGCUCCUCCACCGGCCACGUCGCAGCACAUCAUUGCCACCGUUAACCAGCAUGCCAAACUCUUGCCCAGCUCCUUGCCAAUGCAGAAUGGGAGCAGCUCAUCCCUCACGGCCACCCACAACGAACCGAGUAGGAUUCGUAUCAACAAGAACCUGAUGAUGAGUCAGCAGCAGCAGCAGGUGACCCCUCAUCUCCACCAGCACCAUCAUCACCUGCACCACCUGCCCGCCCACCAUAUGCAUCACUACAGCAUUCAUGGCUACUACAAGAGCCAGGGCUCCUCACCCACUCAAUCCUCCAGCGCCGGAGGAGGCCUCAAUCUGAGUACUCACUCCUCCAACGUGGUCAGUUCGCCCCAUCACACGAAGGUCACAGCGAACGGGAAGCCCCAUUUGGGCAGUGAAUUCGAGCUAUCCACGGACACCGAUGAUACGGACAGUCUGAACGGGGAGCCCGACUCCAGUGCCAUGUUGCCGCCGUGGGAGCAGGCGGUGGAGUCCCUGCGAGAGACACGGCCCAGGGAUCGGGAGCGAGUGUUGCAUUUGCUGCAGACGCUGCUCCAGGAGAACCAUCAGUAUCGGUACAAUAACCUCCAGUUGAGCGAGCUGCUCCACAAGCAGGACGCGCACAUAGCCGAUCUCACGGAGCAAUUGCAGCGCUAUCGAAGGCAGUUCGAGGAGCAGGACUGCAAGGUAGAUCUUCGCAAGAUGCCAUUCAAGAAGCAACAGCAGCAGAAGACGACUCAGCUGGACGAGGUCCUGGUCGAAGAGGGCAGGGGCGAGCCAGCAGCAGAGGAAGAGGAGGAUCAGGACGAACUCGAGGAAGAGGAAAUGGAGGAUCGAGCCAACAAUAAUAACCAGCAGGAGGCAGCGGCUCUGAUAAAGCCGGCGCCAGCGCCAACCAAUGGCCUAAGGAGGAUUGCCUGUUGCGAAGUCCAGGAAUUUGAGAAGCUAGAGGAACCGGAGAACAAGAGGAUAAAGCUCCAGGAGGAUGAGAAGAAUCCUGCCAAGAAAGUGCAGGAAGAGCAGAGUCCUCAGCCAACAGAGAAAGUCAGAGAAACUAGUGAGAAGGUCACCAAGAGUCCGCAGCCCAGUCAAAUCUCUAGCGAUGAUGAGGAAAUGGAGGAAGAUGACGACGAGGAGGAGGAUCAGGCAGAUCACGAAGAGCAGGAGGACGACGAUGAAGACGAGGACGAAGAGGUUCAGGCCCAGGCUCCGCAUAGCAGUGCCCUGGCCACGCCUCCCACGGCCACCACGCCCAUUUCCCCGGAUUCGGCGGCCACAGCCGGAAAUUGUCAGCUGUUCGAUAGCAGCAACAGCAGCGAUGAGUCAUCGAUGAAGAAGGCCCAAAUGUCUGCCUGCCAUGCUCUCGAGAAGAUCACCAGCCAUGUGGGUAGCGAGGAGACCAAGGAGGAGAGCCAGGAGGAUGACGAGGAAGAGGAGGAGGAGGAGGAGGAGGAGGAGGAGGAGGAGGACGAAGACUCAGAGGACGAUGAGAUGCCGCUGCAGCAGCGACAGCAGCGUCAAAGGAGCACAGCGCGACCUCAGACUAUACUCAGUGGUUCAGCCUCGGCAGGACACCACCACCAUCCACAGGCACACCCACAGUCACACCCACAGUCACAGUCACAGUCACAGCCACACCCACAUCCACCCAUGGCCACCAAGGCCAGCAAGAAGCAGACACCACCACUGACAACAACAGCAACCACAGCCACUUCAACCACAACGACAACGAACUGCGAGUUACAAAUCAAAAAGGAAAUAGCCUAGAAAUGGGGAAACUUCUAAAGGAUCUCAGCUCUUAAAUACAGAAAAAAAACCAGGCAGACAUUUUAAAUGUUAUUAU
Messenger RNA from Drosophila serrata, 4167 nucleotides. RefSeq names its product Sno oncogene (gene Snoo). Lineage: Eukaryota; Metazoa; Arthropoda; Insecta; Diptera; Drosophilidae. The record is from RefSeq and is a predicted model, not a curated record. Gene Ontology annotation, molecular function: SMAD binding; RNA polymerase II cis-regulatory region sequence-specific DNA binding; DNA-binding transcription factor activity, RNA polymerase II-specific. Gene Ontology annotation, cellular component: cytoplasm; transcription regulator complex; nucleus. Gene Ontology annotation, biological process: negative regulation of BMP signaling pathway.